Molecule: messenger RNA, 6482 nt
Organism: Xenopus tropicalis (tropical clawed frog)
Lineage: Eukaryota; Metazoa; Chordata; Amphibia; Anura; Pipidae
Gene: tinagl1
Product: tubulointerstitial nephritis antigen-like 1
Exons: 12
Coding region: 118-1512 (464 amino acids)
Biological process (GO): proteolysis
Cellular component (GO): extracellular region
Molecular function (GO): cysteine-type endopeptidase activity; cysteine-type peptidase activity; peptidase inhibitor activity
Source: RefSeq, a predicted model, not a curated record
CAGCUGGGCUCACUCCGUACAUAAGGAGUGUCCUGGUUAUUGACCACAACAAGUGCACUCAAAGGGCGGCAGCGCUGUGAACCUCUGACACUGCAUGAGCUGUACAGGUUUUUCAGAAUGAAACUACUUAUCCUUGCUUCUCUGGUGGCGUUUUUAGUGGUAACGGAAGCAGGCUCUUAUAGAAAGUCUCGCUCUAGACGUGAACUGGCUCCAGGACUUCACCUCCAUGGAAUAAGAGAUGCAAGUGGCUCAUACUGCCAGAAAAGGGAUAGCUGUUGCCCUGGUAGAGAUGACAUCUGUACGGUUCCAUAUUUGGAUACUAUCUGCUACUGCGAUCUGUUCUGUAACAGAACAGUGUCUGACUGCUGCCCUGACUUCUGGCAAUACUGCCUAGGCAUUGAACCACCAAGCAUUGUUCAAAAAGCUUGUGUUCGCAAUGGUCAGCAUUACCCAAAAGGAGCAACUUACCUUGAAAACUGCAACCUCUGUACUUGUGCCAAUGAAGGAAGAUGGCAUUGCGAGCAGAAUCCAUGUCUUAUCAAUGCAAAGGCCAUUGAAGCCAUAAACACAGGAGAUUAUAGUUGGACUGCUGGAAAUUAUAGUCAGUUCUGGGGCAUGACCUUGGAUGAAGGGAUUCAGUAUCGCUUGGGGACUGCAAAGCCUUCUUCUUCUGUCAUGAACAUGAAUGAGAUACACGUAAACAUGAACAAUGACAUUCUGCCUUCCCACUUCAAUGCAGCAGAAAAGUGGCCAGGACUGGUGCAUGAACCGCUGGAUCAAGGAAACUGUGCAGGCUCCUGGGCUUUCUCCACUGCUGCCGUUGCAUCUGACAGAAUUUCCAUCCAGUCAAUGGGGCACAUGACGCAAUCCCUGUCCCCUCAGAAUCUGCUAUCCUGUGACACCAGAAAUCAGCACGGCUGCAGAGGGGGACGAGUGGAUGGAGCCUGGUGGUAUCUGCGAAGAAGAGGAGUUGUCUCAGAGCCAUGUUAUCCAUUCACUAGUCUGAAUACAAAUGGACAUUCAGCCCCUUGCAUGAUGCAAAGUCGCUCCAUGGGAAGAGGGAAACGACAGGCCACCAAUAAUUGCCCCAACCAAUACUAUUCAUCCAAUGAAAUCUACCAGUCGACACCAGCAUACCGACUGGCAUCUAGUGAAAAAGAUAUCAUGAAGGAACUGUAUGAAAAUGGACCUGUGCAAGCAAUAAUGGAAGUACACGAAGAUUUCUUUAUGUACAAGAGUGGAAUUUACAGACGCACUCCAGUGACAGAGAGGGAACCAGAGCAUCACCGCCGACAUGGGACACACUCUGUAAAGAUUACUGGAUGGGGCGAGGAAAGAGGAAGAGAUGGACAGACACAUAAAUACUGGCUGGCUGCCAAUUCCUGGGGUAGAGACUGGGGAGAGGAUGGAUAUUUCCGCAUCGCUCGAGGUGAAAACGAGUGUGAGAUUGAAACCUUCAUUGUUGGAGUAUGGGGCAGAGUCAGUAUGGAAGAUGUUGCCCGCAAAAAGUAAUGGCUUUCCCUGGACUCUAUGUAUUUAUAAUAUGAAUGGCUUUGGGGAACCCAACCCCUUGCAUUUGGAUUCUGAUAUUUUUAUAGACUUUUAAAUGACAUUGUGAGGCCUUGGAAAUCUUUGGACAUACAUGUUUCUUGCAGUGAAUAUAAGUAAAAAUGCCAAGGGCAGCAGGAGGAAGGCAUGGAAGUUUGAUCUCUUAUAUGGGGACUGAGUAAAGGUUUUCUGUUCUCUGUAAAAGGAUCAUUGUAUAACAUAAAAAAACAACUGCAAUACGGUCAGCACCACAUGCCAUGCCCUCACAAAUCAGCAUUCACUUCAAAGAUGGUUUAACAUAUCCCAGACUAAAAUAAAAACUAAGCUACCCUCUCCGUGGCACAACAAGAGAGUGCCUAUGUGUAAUCAAGCUCACCAUGUUGUGCUGACGCAUGGAGAUUCACAUGGGGUUUCAAUGGGAUAAUAGUGCACAUAAUCCUAUAAUCUCUGUAGGGAUCAGAAACAUAUUGUUUGGUGCUAUGAGCAAAGGAUGCUCAGUCCUGUGAACCUGUCAAAGGCAGGCAUUCUCUGCCAGACCCAAAGCUAUAGGAGCGUAAAAUGAGUGCUAUUGUGAUGGGGAGGGAGGACACCCAUUAAAAGAGUAGUCCUACCCCCAAAAUGUGUUUAUAUGGUUUUUAGACAGAAUUUGAAGAGUGUGAAAUGAGAUAAUAAUCUCUUGACCAAAAUGAUUUAUAAUAUAUAAUUUUAGAAAUAUAUAAUUUUCUUACUUAUGAAAAAAAAUGAUUCUAUUUUAUGUGUGGUCUUCUAUUAUACUCCCUGUAAUGUGAUGUAUUUGCAAGCAUGUAGCUCUUCCUGCAGAACAUCUGGCAGCUGUACCAUAACCCUGUACCCUUACAUUACAAUGCACACAGCAAUAUAUUAUGGCAGGUGUUUCCUAACGUUUUACAUAGGUGCUAAACUAAAGAAAAGAUUUACAGAUCUACUAUUCUCAUUCUAUGCAAGAAUCUCUGUUUCUCUUGAUACACAUGCAGAAUCCUACAUCCUAUAGUAAUAUAAGGCAACAGAGCAUGAGCUGAAUUUUAUAAUACAUGAUCUUAAAUGUCACUAAAUACUAGUUUGAAGGAGAUGUGACAUUCAUAUGUUGCAAACACCAACAUUUUAUUAAUAGUGUGUAAAGAAAUCUUUCAAUGAGAAUACCAGUAUAAAUCUGGUGUUAUGUUUUUGGCAUCUGCAACUGGAGUCGGAAGCUUUAAUGUUAAGAGCAGCUAAACAACUAAACGGCAGUAUGUCCCGCUCCCCCCAACAGCGUAAUAUCAUGAAAUUACACAAUCACAGUAUGUAAGAUAACAUGGCUGGCAUUGUGCUGGGAAGCAACUUUCUCAUUGGUGAACUUUCUUGCAUUACAUGUUUGAGCAGCUAUUCUAGGGGGUGCAGCGGAACACUUUGGAGGGUUUCAUAUUAUAACCCCUUUAUUUAUCUUACAAUAUUACACAAUUUCUCAGUAUUUUGAGUAUUCCUUAAAGCAGGGAUCCCCAACCUUUUAUAACCGUAAGACACAUUCAGAUGGAAAAACAGUUGGAGAGCAACACAAGCAUAAAAAAUGUUCCUGGAGAUGCCAAUGAGAGCUAAAAUUGGCUAUUUGAUAUCCCCUAUGUUGACUGGAAGUCAGAAGGCUCUGUUUGGCAAUUACACUGGGAAGUUAAAACUUGCCUCCUAACCAGAAAUUUAAACAAAGCAUCUGCUUUGAGGCCACUGGGAGCAACAUCCAAAGGGUUGACGAGCAACAUGUUGCUCAUGAGCCACCGGUUGGGGAUCACUGCCUUAAAGGGACACUAAACCCAACAGUAAAUCUGUUCUACUGCACCCACUAGUUCUCUAUUGAAGUUGGCAAAAAACGUAAAUACACAUCUGUAAUUACUCAUGGAAAACAAUACACCAAUGAAAAUUCUACGUAACAAAAAACUUAAUUACAGAUAUCAGAUAAUAAUGAUUAUGAAGUCAUUUACAUGCAAUUAUAUUACACUGGAAUCAGACAUGGGGGUAAAGGAUAGAUUAGUUCUGUGCUAGAUCUCUGCUAACACAGGCGACAAACUGCUUCAAUAAGGCUUUUCACCAGAAACAAAAGGACUUGCCGGUGGAAGCCCUUCGUAUCGCUUUGGUAAUCUUAAGUCGCGCAAAGUUUCCUCCUGCAGGCAACUUCACGCAACUAUGGAAAAGGAAGCAAUGCGAAGGGCUUUCUACUCGCAACUCUUAUUGCUGCCGGUGGAAAGCCUUUUUGUGCCAGUUUGUUGUCCGCGAUACAUCUCUGCUGCCUGCAGGAGGAAACUUUGUGCGACUUUAGAAUAUCGAAGCGAUGCAAACGGCUUUCCACCAGUGACUAGCAGAGAUCUAUCGUGGGCGACUUAUCCACUCCGUGGGUUCUUACCCUUAAGCUUCCGACUCCACUUGCAAGAACAAAGAAAAUUAAGCCAGUUUUACACAUUGGAGAAUUAUUUUGCAUUUUAUUGAACAAUAUUGCUUUAAAAAUACAAUUUUGACAUUGCUGGACUACAGCUCCCAGAAUGCCUUAUACUUGAUAAUGUUAAAGUAUGCUGGGAUUUGAGGUCCAACAAUAAUUAAAGUGUGAGUAAAGUGUGAUUGAGCAGUGGAAUACAGUAGAAUUCAGCAUCCUUUAAUUUAUAAUUUGUUCAGGCAAGUUAACCCAAAAUGCACUGCCAAAUUGAUAGACUGUAGUCACAUACAAUUAUAUACGGUAACUCCAAUGUAUCCAUGUUUUUAGUUUUAGUCCAGAAGCCUUGUUUCACAGAAAGUAAAGCUUUUUGAAUCAUCCCCUUUAAUUACUCUCCUGGAAAAGAGGAUUGUAUCCCAUAUCCAGAGGAAUGCAAUUAUUAUGCUAUAAUUUUUUUUGAUAUUAUGUAGUGUUACAGCAGUUAAUCUGGACAAAAUUACAUAUUGAAAUAUUUAAACAAAGUCAUGGUGUCCAUUUCUCUAAAGGUUGCUUGGGGACAAAAUUUAUGGCACAGACUAGAUAAGGCAGCUCCAUUAUACCUUACUUGUAACAAAUCAUUUAAGGUACAUUUACACCAGCCAAGAUACCAAACAAACACAUUGAGCAGUGCACACAUUCAUACUUGUUCAUGUACUAACCUUGCUUUCAGGGCCCAUGUGUAGGCAAGACAAGUGCUUGUAUGUGUUUGCCUUGUGUCUCAGAGAGAAUAAACACAAUACACACUGCUGUAUUGUAUUGUAUUGUAUUGUGUAGCAGUAACAUUCUUUCUGCUGGACAAGGAUUGGAAUAGUACCCAGAAAACUGAUGGGACAUCAUUGAGAAAUGCUGCUUACAAUGGAGUUGUUAAAAUCAAAUGUUUGGGUCAGAAUGUAUAUUAUAGCAACAAUGACUGCGGGCUCCAUCCAAUAAGUUUUCACAGCCCAUACCCCUAUACACUGAGGCCCAUCUCAUGGGUCUAUCCCUGCUCCUGGGGUCAGCACGCACAGAGGGAUAUUUGUGUGACAUAUCUGCGCACUGAUCUGUGAAAUAUCAGCCUUGGCUCAUAUACAAACACAGUUCCUUUUAUGUGUAAUCUCUGUGUAUGGUGUUAAAAACUCCUGAGGGCUGUAUGCCCUGUGAUUUCCAGCUCCCCCACUCUAUUGUGCCGCAUUGCAGUCACAUAAUAAAGAGCUGGAAUUCUUUGCUCUGUUCGAAGCAUUUUGCCCUUUUGGCCACAAAUAAAGCAGUAAGUCUUGUUAAGCAAGCUUGGAAGGCACCCAGAUUUGUCUCAUGAUUAUGCCCAUUUGACUGACAGAAAAGGAGUCAGUAUAAAGAAUAUGGGGACCAGAUGUAGCCACCAGUCUAACAGCCCAUAGCACUAGAGAGCCUAAUCCUUCUAAUGAAGGUUAGGUAACCACAUUCCUGAAGUACUGCUUUUUACAAGUAAACCGUGGAGCUUAACUUUUAUUUCUAUAGCAGGAUUGUUUAUGUGACAGCCUGUUGUACUAUACCACGCAACAUGAAAUGACCAUUUUGUUAUCUCUUGCAGUGAAAACAAGUUUGCAUGUUUUUAUUGCUAGCACUACUGGCGCCAUGAAGUAUGCCAUCAGCACACACAAACAAUGCAUGGAAGUUACCCAUUUUGGGAGGACAUACUUAUUCUUAAUUAUUAUUGCCUUUCAACAGAAAAUUAUCUGAUAAAAUAUUGUAGAAGAAAUUUCCUGUCCUGCCUUUAAAGGGGUUGUUCAGCUUUAAAUUAACUUUCAGUAUGAUGUAUAGAGUGAUAUUCUGAGACAAUCUGCAAUUGGUCUUCAUUUGUUAUUACGUGUAUUUUUUUAAUUAUUCAGAAGCUGUCCGGUUUGGCAUUUUAGCAGCUAUCUGGUUGCUAGGGUACAAUUUACCCUAGCAACCAAGCAGUGGUAUGAGUGAGACAUUUGAAUAUGAAUAGGUCUGAAUAGAAAGGUAAGUAAUACAAUAUAACAAUAACAUUGUAGCUUCAUAGAUCAACUGUGUUUUGGCUUCUGGGGCCAGUGACCCCCAUUUAAAACCUGAACAGAGUUGGAAUAAGAAUGAAAAUAAUUCCAAAAUUAUAAAAAAUAAGGACAAAUUGAAAGGUUGCUAAGAAUUGCUCAUUCUAUAACAUACUAAAAGUUAAUUUGAAGGUGAACUAUCCCUUUCAACUGUGACCUGGUUGUCAGGGUCCCAAAGUCCCUAGCAACCAGACAGUGUUUUGAAUGACAAACUAGCAGACGAAUAUCAGAGAAAUGAAAUAGAAAACUGAGAGCUAAUUACUAAUAAUAUAGUCUGUUAUGACAACAAAUCUGCUUGCUGUUAGUCAGGAUACUCAAGGAUAUAUUUAAGUCUACUGGGUCACAAUAUACAGAGGCAUUUAAUUAAUAGCUGUCUAAAAUAUUCUAAGAUACAAGCUCCUGUUACUUCACUGUAAAAUAUAUGAUUUAUCCGAUAAAGUAUUUUAUUUAAAUAA